AUGGCCAGUAAUAGAGCUGAUAGAUUCGCAGCUUUGAAAAAAGCGAGGAAAGAAGGUGGGAGAUUGUCACAGUGGAAACCUGGUGAUGGAGAGAUAUACGAUACAGUCUCUGACGAACAAUAUCGCUCUAUAGUGGGUGAUCGACUGGAGAAAGAUGAUUUUAUUGUGGAUGAUGAUGGGAACGGAUAUGUCGAUAAUGGAGUUGAUGAUUGGGAGGACGAGAGGGAAGAGGAGAGUAGUGAGGAUGAAGAUCAUUUCGAAGGUGAGGAUGAAGAGUUGAGAAAAGCUCGUAAACUCAAAAAAGCAAAAGCCAGAGCUCGAGCCCAGAAAAAGUCCACCUCAUCCAAACCAAAGCCCAAAUCAGCUUUAUCAGAUUACGCCCGUCCAAUCCAAUCCACCUCUACAUACCGUCCAGCUCCUUCCGCCAUUGCCGAAGACGACUUCAUGGCUUCCCUUCUAUCCAGUGUCACUUCAGUCCCUUCCGUUCCUUCCCAACCAGCUUUCCUGUCCGACACACGAAAACGGAAAUCUUCCCCUGAUAUUCCUAUGUACAGCUCGGACGGAAUUGAACCUUCUUCCGAAGAGAGUUUCUUUUCUAAAAAGAGAUACGGCGAUUCUUCCGAUGUAGAAGAAGAACCGCGUAUGACGAUGACUAUAGGAAAUAAGAAAAAACCAAGGAUAUCAGAAAUGACGAUUGUUCCUGAUAAAGAUAUGGAAAUGGAUAUGCAUAUGGAGACUGUUGUGAAAGAAGAACGUAUUAGUGAUGAUGAAGAUGAAGGUAUAAAGGUACAAUCUAAACCUCUUGCACAAUCGAAGAUCAAUGGUAAUUCAACAAGAAGAAAAAUGGUUAAUUCUACUUCUGUCAAAGUAAAACAAGAAAUACCCGUUGUUCAUGGUGUAGGUAAAGAAGUGGAGACGAAAGAGGAAGAAACUCCUUCGAAAGUUGGUUUAAAGAAGAUUAUUCCAGGUGCAACUCAUUGGUCCUCUUUGUCAGAAACGUUGGCACCGAAAACACAAGAGUUGGAAACGGUCACCGCUCCGGUAGGAAGUAUCAAACAAGAGAAUGUUUUGGAAGAAGAUGGCACCUUGAGGAUGUUUUGGUUGGAUUUCAUCGAACAGGAUGGGGUGGUCCAUUUGGUAGGAAAGGUUUUGGAUAGACAAAGUGGGAAAUAUGUGAGUGCGUGUGUUAGUGUGAAUGGAAUUCAGAGGAAUUUGUUUGUCAAACCUAGACCUAAAAGAUUUUCUGGCGGUCAUGAAACAGAUCUUGAAGUGACAAAGACCGACGUAUACCAAGAUUUUGACAAAGCUCGUCAAAAAGCCGGAGUGGAAGAAUGGGCAGCAAAAUUCGUACAGCGUAAAUACGCUUUCGAAGAGAAAGAUGUACCUAAAGGAGAGAGCGAAUGGUUGAAGGUGGUAUAUGGAUUUGAUCAACCCGAAAUGCCCAUGGACUGCCAAGGACCCACAUUCAGUCGAGUGUUCGGGACCAACACGUCAGCGUUCGAGCUUUUAGUGAUCAAGAGAAAGAUCAUGGGGCCAUGCUGGUUGGAAAUCAAAGGACCUGUUUUGAGUACCAAAGCCACUUCAUGGUGUAAAAUUGAAUUUCACACUUCUUCACCCAAAAACGUCAAUCCUCUCACAGAAGAUGCCCCAAACGCCCCUAAAGAUAUCCCACCACUCACAAUAACAUCCAUCUCUCUCCGAACCAUCGUCAAUCAUCGAGAAAACAAAACUGAGAUUUUAUGCGCCACAACCCGAACAUGGGAAUCAUGUAACAUUGAUGAUCCCACACCACCCGAUCGAUUACCCAGUACGCUCAAUACCAUCGUCAGACCAAUCGAAAAAUUCCCUCCUAAUCUCGAAAGCAGAGCCAAAACCGAACGUUCUCCUUUCCAAACUGUUAAAGCAGAAAGAGCGUUAUUGAACUCUCUUUUAGCUACAAUACAAAGACAUGAUCCAGAUGUUAUCGUUGGACAUAAUUUCUUAGGCAAUGGAUUCGAAGCUUUGUUGUAUAGGAUGAAAGAAUUAAAAGCGGAUCGUUGGAGUAGGAUAGGAAGGUUUAGAAGAAAAACAUUCAAUAUUUCCAAAGCUGGUAAUAACGUCAGGUUGAUGGCAGGUAGAUUAGUAGCGGAUUUAUCUAGUGAUGCUGCCAAGGGUAUGAUAUCAUCAACUACUUGGUCCCUCACUGAAAUGUGCGGAACACAUCUUAAAAUACAAAGAGAGGAUAUAGAUCCUGAAGAUACGCACGGAUAUUUUGAUCAUACACUUUCAGGUCCGGAAAAAUUGAUAAAGUUUAUUCGAUUAUGCGAAGUGGAUUCUUAUUUUCAAAUGGCAAUAGCGGCUAGGGUGCAAAUGUUACCUUUGACAAAACAACUUACGAAUUUGGCUGGAAAUUCCUGGAAUUUGACUCUGAAUGGAGGUCGUGCAGUCAGAAACGAAUUUAUCUUAUUACACGAAUUCCAUCGUCUUAAAUACGUUUGUCCUGAUAAAACAUUCAAGAAAACUCGAACAAUCACAAUGGAAGAUGAAGAUGAAGAAGUUCCCAUGGCGAAAAGAGGAAAAGCUAAAUAUGCCGGUGGAUUAGUAUUCGAUCCUAAAAAAGGUUUAUGGGAUACUUAUAUAUUGGUAAUGGAUUUUAAUUCUUUGUAUCCUAGUAUCAUACAGGAAUACAAUAUCGAUUUCACCACUGUAGAACGGGAACCUGUGGAUGAGGAGGGGGAAGAAGAUAAAAUCCCAGAUGUUCCAGGUGGUGAAAUACCUCAAGGUGUACUACCACGAAUAAUCGCUACACUCGUAGGUAGAAGAAAACAGGUUAAAGCUUUGAUGAAGGAUAAAAACGCUACUGCUGCUCAACUUCAACAGUACGACAUCCGUCAACAAGCUUUGAAACUUACCGCCAACUCAAUGUACGGUUGUCUAGGUUUUCAAGGUUCUCGGUUCUCCUCCAGACCUCUGGCGGCAUUGACGACUUAUAAAGGUCGAGAGAUUUUGACUCAUACGAGGGAAUUGGCCGAGUCGCUUCAACUUGACGUCGUAUACGGUGAUACCGAUUCCGUAUUUGUCAACUCAAAUGUCACUUCUUACCCCGAAGCUCUCAAAAUCGCCAAUGAUUUCAAGAAAUUGGUCAAUGAGCGAUACAGAUUACUCGAAAUCGAUCUUGACGCUGUAUUUGAACGUAUUUUGUUAUUGAACAAAAAGAAAUAUGCUGCUGUGAAGAUUGAUGCUUCUGGAGACAAGACGACGGAAGUUAAAGGGCUUGAUAUGAAGAGAAGAGAGUUUGCUAAGAUUAGUAAGGAUGCUUCUGCGGCGGUGUUGAAGGAGAUACUCUCAGGUCAAGCGACGGAAGUUGUGGUAGAGAAGAUACAUGAAUAUCUUACCAGUCUAGGUGAGACGGUACGUAGUGGAGGUAUACCAUUGGAAGAUUUCAUCAUUUUCAAACGAUUGGGUAAAAACCCCGAAGAUUACCCAGAUAAGAAAUCACAACCUCACGUUCAAGUGGCAUUACGUAUGAAAAGUAAAGGUGUCGCAGUACGCGCACAUGAUGUGAUACCUUAUAUCAUGUGUUUGGGAGAAGAUGGGAAAAGCGCAAAGAGUGCACAUGCUGAUAGGGCUUUUCAUCCUGAUGAUUUGAGGCGACAGGGGUCAGAGUUGAGAAUAGACUUCGAUUUCUACCUCGAUGGUCAAAUCUUACAACCUGUAUUGAGAUUAUGCGAGUCUAUAGAAGGUACGGACCGUGCGCGUUUAGCAGAAUGUCUAGGUCUCGAUCCUACACGGUAUGCAACUCAUACAGGAGGCGAAGUGACAGAAAAGCAAUUCUUCACGUUCGAAUCGCAAAUCUCGGAUAAAGAGAGGUUCAAAGAUGCUUCUCCACUUUCUUUACGUUGUAUAGGAUGUCAUAGUGUAUCUAAUUUUGAAGGAUUGUUAGAUGAUUCUUCAAACAUGCUUCAACCUACCGGUCUUAUAUGUCCCGUCUGUUCUUCCAUCUAUCCAACACCUUCCAUAUCGGUCCAAAUGGAAAACCAAAUCCGAGCGCAUGUGGCGAGAUAUUAUCUCGGUUAUACCAUUUGUGAUGGGGAAGGAUGUGGAGCUAGAACUAGGAUGAUGGGUGUUUAUGGACGUAGAUGUUUAGGAUUGGUGAAAGAAGGAUGUAAAGGUGUUGUGAGGUUAGAAUAUUCUGAUCAAAAAUUACACGAUCAACUCUUAUACUUUCAUACAUUAUUCAAUACCGACAAAGCUCUUUCAGAUACUCGUGGAGGUGCGAAAUACGAAGAAUUACGAGCUUUGUUGAUUCCUAAUCUCCAAGCGUUUAAUCAGAUAACACGUGUUGCACAGAGGUAUUUGGAUAAGAACGGUAGAAGGUUUGUCGAUUUGAAAGGUUUGUUUGGGUUUAUGGAAAGGGUUAGAAUAUGA
Molecule: messenger RNA, 4407 nt
Organism: Tremella mesenterica DSM 1558
Lineage: Eukaryota; Fungi; Basidiomycota; Tremellomycetes; Tremellales; Tremellaceae
Exons: 17
Coding region: 1-4407 (1468 amino acids)
Biological process (GO): mitotic DNA replication initiation; lagging strand elongation; leading strand elongation
Cellular component (GO): alpha DNA polymerase:primase complex
Molecular function (GO): pyrimidine nucleotide binding; purine nucleotide binding; DNA-directed DNA polymerase activity
Source: RefSeq, a predicted model, not a curated record